Molecule: messenger RNA, 2232 nt
Organism: Musca domestica (house fly)
Lineage: Eukaryota; Metazoa; Arthropoda; Insecta; Diptera; Muscidae
Gene: DZIP1
Product: cilium assembly protein DZIP1L
Exons: 5
Coding region: 46-2217 (723 amino acids)
Biological process (GO): cilium assembly
Cellular component (GO): cytoplasm; ciliary basal body
Source: RefSeq, a predicted model, not a curated record
CGAAAUUCUUUUCUUUUUCUUCAUCAGGGAUAUUAAGAAUCAACAAUGUCCUUUCCAUACAAAUUUAAUUAUGCCCAAGUGGCUCGUGAAUCUGGAUUUCAAAUUCGCAUUUUUAACGAUGGCCCAUUGGAUUGGCAUUUAAUGGGUUCUGUGGAAGUGGAACGCAUUGUACGUGAUCAAUGUCUUGAGCAAAUAGAUUCUGUAUUGAGUCAUUUAUCAGAAGCACCUUUGGCUUCUAUACUUGAAAGCAACAUCCUGGAUAGCGGUAUUGCCAAAUACUUCUUGCUCUCCCAAUUCUCCAUACAGUAUUUACUGUUCUGUCGCAAGUUCCUUGAGGAAACAUUGGCAGACCUUAGAGAAAGUCAUGCGUCUGCACAAAUGGACGUUGCCACCCUAAAGAGGUCAUUAUCGGAAGCCAACAACGAAAUUCUUCAAUUAAACAAACGGGUUACUCAGAUGGAGGCAAUACACGAAGUCAUCUAUCCAUGUCACCUGUGCACCAAGAACUUUGUAAGCAAUGACGCCUUAAAUCUCCACAUUUCUCGCAAGCAUAACAAUAAUAAAAAUGUUAAGUACGAUUUGCCAACUGUAAAGGAUCGGGAAAAUGAUCUGAGUUUGAUAAAUACGAUCAAGUUGGAAUUAGAAAUAAAACGCUUAAAGGAGCGUUUAAAUAAUGCCGAAAGAAAAAUAAAGGAAGGUGUGGAGGCAACAUCGCCGUCAGGAACUAAAAACAAAUGCAACAGCAAUACACCAACACCAAUAGCACCAAUAGCAACCAAUAGUAUCGGAAUACAAAGUAAUUUAACCGAAACGAAAGAGCAGGAUGAGAAAAAAGACGAAAGCCCGCAUAUAUGUCAGAGGGCAGAACAGAUUUCAAAUUUACAUGAAUCACUUCUUGACUUAAGUAAAUGGAAGGAGGAACAGCGCCAUCAAAGCUCUGAGUGUUUAGCUGAAAUAAAUAAGAAAUUGAAAGAGCUAACGGAAGUCAUAGAACAGCAAAAACAACAUAGACCAGACGAAUUGCCUUCAACAUCAAAGGCGUCAAUAGAUGAGUUAGAUGCUUGGUUAAGUCUAAAGGUAGACGAAAUCAGCGAAUUAACCUUCGGAAAGCUGAAUGAAGUAGUUAAAAGGAUGGAAAGUAAUUAUAAAGAAAAACUGGAGACACUUGAAACGGAAUUACUGAAGAAGAAGUCUAAGCAGACAGAAGCAGUUCAAUUUAUCCAACCAGUCAAAGACACUUUGGAAGCAGUGCAAGAAUCAGCUAGCGACAAUAUCACUGUCAAAGAUGAAUCAAAGCAAUCGCAGACACAAACAGUUUCAUACAACAAACGUUUUAAUGAAAAAUGUGAUGGGUUCGAAACAGACUCGUCAUUGGAAGAGGGGUCCAGUUCGCAUAGUAAUCACACCUUUACAAAAUCCCAAGCGCAAGCUCAAGAAAACAAAUAUGAUCGAGGACACGAUUCUGACACAGAUGAAUCGGGCGGUGUAGUAAGAGAUAGAAUCAAAUCCCCUGGUCGAAAUAACUUUGGAAACAACGAAUCAUCCGGACGUACUACCAAGGAUAAUACAGAGAGAAACCCGUACAACGAUACGAAGCAUAGGAUCAUCACACCAAAACCUAAAACAGUUACAAGAAAAGAAACCAGACGACUCUUGAAAUCACGCUUAAUAGACUUGGGCAUAGACAAGCAAGUGACCAACCUUACUCCAACGUCAAUGAAAGUGGUAGCCAAAGAGCUAAGUGAAAGAAGACACAAACUGAAAGAGAAAUACCCCAAUUUUUAUGCAACAAGAAAUAAAAUAAAAAAGUUUGUUGAUAAACUCUGUUCCUCUAAAUUACCUGAAAAUGCGCGAGCAUUAUUGGAUGCUACUAGGCCCCCGAAACAAGUGGGAAAUUCAUUGAAGCAAACGGAAGCCGACUUUUCAAUUUCUCCGGACGAAGAAAAUAAAAAUGCUGAAGAAAAGCCAAAGGGCUACGCAACUUCAGAAUUCGGAUUGCACUCAGUACACGAUCCGGAAUUCAAACAAAGGCUUGAAAGUAUCCUCGCAUCACCGAUAAGAAAGCCCGAGGAAAGUUUUAAAAAUAAUUCAAGCGAGGAAAACGACAUUAAAGCACCCGUUCCACUGCCUCGGAAGAAAGUAGUGUUUAGUCGAAGUGAUAUCAACGACACCCUAAGUUUAAGUGAAGCAGAGAGUCCUUCAUUUACAAAGAAAUAAAUUUCGUUAUAAAUA